Coregonus clupeaformis (lake whitefish) is the source of this 2013-nucleotide messenger RNA. Its product is annotated as homeobox protein otx5-like. Gene Ontology annotation, biological process: regulation of transcription by RNA polymerase II; multicellular organism development. Gene Ontology annotation, molecular function: DNA-binding transcription factor activity, RNA polymerase II-specific; RNA polymerase II cis-regulatory region sequence-specific DNA binding. The transcript has 3 exons. The record is from RefSeq and is a predicted model, not a curated record. Bases 160 to 1041 code for a protein of 293 amino acids. NCBI's taxonomy places the organism in Eukaryota, Metazoa, Chordata, Actinopteri, Salmoniformes, Salmonidae. Gene Ontology annotation, cellular component: nucleus.
AGAGAGAGAGAGAGAGAGAGAGAGAGAGAGAGAGAGAGAGAGAGAGAGAGAGAGAGAGAGAGAGAGAGAGACACCCCCUGGAGAAUAACAGAAGACCCGACCCCGGCCUGAGUGUAAGAGAGAGAGAGGGUGAGGGAGCGUUUUAAAGCCGGCACAGGCAUGAUGUCCUACAUUAAGCAGCCUCAUUACGCCGUGAACGGGUUAACUCUGUCUGGCCCGGGCAUGGAUCUACUACACUCUGCCGUCGGAUACCCAAACAUCCCCAGAAAGCAGCGUCGGGAAAGGACCACGUUCACGCGCGGGCAGUUGGACAUCCUGGAGGCACUGUUUUCCAAAACGCGCUACCCCGACAUCUUCAUGAGGGAAGAAGUGGCCCUUAAGAUCAACCUACCAGAGUCUCGUGUACAGGUAUGGUUCAAGAACCGCCGUGCUAAAUGCCGCCAGCAGGCGCAGCAGAGCACGGGCCAGUCUAAACCUCGUCCACCCAAGAAGAAGGCCUCUCCAGCCCGGGAGGCCAACUCUGAGGCCAAUGCCAACACCAACGGGUCCUACAGUCCAGCACCCCCUCCCCCUGGCACCGCCAUCACCCCCAGCUCCAGCAGUGCCAACGCGACUGUGUCCAUUUGGAGCCCUGCCUCCAUCUCUCCGCUGCCAGAUCCCCUGUCAGCCUCCACCACGCCCUGCAUGCAGCGCUCCUCUGCCUACCCCAUGACCUACACCCAGGCCCCGGCCUACACCCAGAGCUACGCAGGCUCGUCCUCUUACUUCACUGGCCUGGACUGCAGCUCCUACCUGUCCCCCAUGCACUCACAGCUCUCCGCCACCGGGGGCGCCCUCAGCCCCAUCACCUCCAUGGGCGGGCACCUCAGCCAGUCCCCUGCCUCUCUGUCCUCACAGGGCUACACAGCCGCCUCGCUGGGCUUCGGGGCUGUCGACUGCCUGGACUACAAGGACCAAGCUGCCUCCUGGAAACUCAACUUCAAUGCAGCUGACUGCCUGGACUACAAAGACCAGAACUCCUGGAAGUUCCAGGUCUUGUAGGGGGGAGAAGGUAAGGAAGGGACCAGCCAGGAGAAGCUCCCAUUCCAUUCAGUGUUAAAGACUUGGACACAUACAUGGUCAACUAAUCAUUUCAGUCCAUGAACUCAUUGACUGAGAAAAUGUCAUUAUUUUUUGUGUUAUGGAAAGCAAUGUGGAAGCAGAUCCAAUUAUGUUUGGCUUUGUGAUUUUUGGGAAGGUGACAAGAAAUCUCUGAUCACAUCAAUAUUGUUAAAUCAAUGAUAUCCAAUCAAUACAGUUUAUCAAUGUGAGGAUGCACAAUCAAUGGGACAUUGAGGUAAUAAAGUUAUUCAUAUAGAAGUGAUGACAAACAAAUCGACAAGGAAUACAUACCACACUAUUGAAAGCAAUACCUGCAGAAUGAAAUUGAAUACAUUUAUAACUUGAUAAUUAAAUUUAGAAAAAAACUUCAUCAUUGACAAAGGUCCAUUCUUGUAUUCCAUAAUCAGGGUUUUGUGGACCAAAUGAAUAGAGAUUGCAAUUUGAUGGAGAUAAUGAAAAAUUGAUUUAAAAAGAGGAGAAAAGAGAAAAAAGGAGAUUAAAAUAUUGAUUGCAAUGGAUCCCAUUGGUCAGGUAGCUGAUAGUAAAUGACAAGUUGAUUUCUGAACAAGAUCUAUCAAUCCUUUAGUGGUCUUGUUGUGCUUAAUGGUAACUGAAAACUAGAAAGGAAAAGUGGAAUUCAACCCCCAAGAUGGGUGGGCUGGCCUUGACUUUUGACCAAAUUUGAUCCAGUGGUUAUUUUUAUCAUUACUUCAGAACAAUUGAAAGUUGUGUACGUUUUAAUGAAGAAAAUGACUCUGCCUUGAAUUUGAUAUUGAACAAACAGAGGGAGUUCCAGCCAUAGGUGAAGCCUGACUCCAAUGUGGACAAUGUUGUUUUCUUUUUCCCUCUGUCAUUUGUUUAAUGGUUUAUUUUUGUUAUGAAGUUGCUUUUCAUAUUUGGUGAACUGAGAGA